AUAAAGAUGGUUGAGAAAGUCAAUGACGUAGUUACCCAAGUUGUUUCGGCCAAAUCUUCGGAUAAUAAUAAUAACGUUUCUGAGGCCGUUGCUGCCAAUUCGCCGUCGAACAAGAACUCGCCUAACAAGUCUGACUUGCUUAAAGUUUUGGCUUUCCAAUUCUUCGAAGCUUAUUACACCAAGCUGAGUGACCAUCCGGAUGACAUUGGUACUUUCUAUGGAGAUGAUUCUAGCUUUGUUUUGGGUGAUGUUGAGGAGACGGGCCGUGAGAACAUCCAACGUGCCAUUGAGAAGAUGAAUUUUGGAGCUUGUAAGUCGCGCUUUUAUUCGGUCAAAGCUGCGCCGGAGAUGGGUGACAACUGCAAGGUCUUCCAAGUUUGUGGUGAGCUGACUCUGAAAGGACAACCGGCUCCACGUCGCUUCUGUCAAACGAUCGUUCUUUCUUGUGUGCCACCUAACGUACUUUAUGUUAAGAGCAACAUCUUUCAGUGGUUGGACAUUGCGUUUCCUAUGAAUAGCAGCGAAAAGGUUUAUUUCAUCUCUGCUCCGGCAACUAUUCCGGCACCUGCGUCGAUCACUCCUGUCGAAAAUGGGACUUGCAACAUUAACAAAUCUAUUGAGAAGGAUGUCGUUGUUACCACUAGUGUUGAGCCAAUUCUUAAUGGAGGUGUUAUUCUGACAAAUGGAGGAAGUACUCAUCAAUCACCAAAGCCGGCUGCUAAUUUGGCUAUUGUCUCUACGACUACGGAGGCGAUGAUUGCUCCUCCUCCUGGUUUGGAAAAGGUGAACGAGAAUGUCUUGCCUCUUCAAACAAACAAGUCUCCGAUUCCGAUUCAUUCGGUGAGUGGAACGCCUAGUCCGCAUCAAAACGAAGUUGUUGAAGUUGACAAAGGACAAUUUACGAUUCCAACUUUGGAUUCCACCAACAAGAUUGUCACCACUCCUUCGCCAACUCUCAACAACAACAACAAUAUUACUGACGAUCAAAAGAUGAAGCGCCCCUCUCCAAUGAAACAACAGCAGCAACAACAUUCGAACGUCAAAUCUGAGCCAAAGUCGUGGAAUAAAGUCGUUAGUGGUGGACAAAAUAAAAUGCCAAAUAUUCAACCAAAUGUUACUACUACAACAACUGUUCCAAUAAAAUCUUCGAUUGAUGUUAAGAAGACUAUGCAAUCUCAAGAUAUUGGUUCAGUUAAUAAUACACAAAAGCAGCGUCAAUCUCCUCCACAAAAACAACAUCUUGCUGGUAAUUUUCGUUUUUUAGGUUAUAAAAAUUUUUUUAAAGAAAAUAACAACGUUGGUGGACAGCCACAGCAAAAGCGCUCCUCUUCCCUUGGUGACGACAAUACUGGUAAAAACAACAAUCAAAAACAACAACAAAUGUCGCAAUCGACAAAAUUUGUGGCGCCACGUAGAGACUGGCCCCAUCGAAUUUACUUCAACAACCUUGUAAAACCUGGACAUUUUCUGGACUUUAAAACUGGACAGAAAGAACUGAUGAAGGAAAUUAUGACGAUCACCCCAGGAGUUGAAUUUGUUGGCAUAAAACCACUUUCGCUUCGCAAGGAGUACAAAACCGCUUUUGGCUUUAUCGACUUUACUACUGGCAAUGAUGUUCAGAAUGUUUAUGAUGCUGCUAAAAAGACUGGAGAGAAGCGAGGAGGCGAUAAAGGAGGAGGUGGAGGACUUCAAUUGAGAGUUUCUAUUCCAACAUUUGAAUUUGAUGGUUAUAUCACUCUGACUUCAGACAAGACAAACAACUUGGCUCCUGGAAACGGCACCGGCAACAAUAAUAAUAAUAAUUUUAGAUAAAUAAAUUACACAAACAGAAAAAAAAAGCAAAAAAAAUUAAAAGAAAAUUUUAAAAAAAUACUUAAACGCAAAUAUACCCUGUUUGUGUAAAAGUAUUUUUUUUAAUUUUAUUUUUUUUAUUUAAAAAAGGUGUAAAUUCCCUUCUCUUUUUUUUUUGUGUUCCUAUCUUUUUUAUUUUCCUCUCUACAACAAAAUAUAUAAAAUUGUUUUUUUUUGCUGCCCCUUCUUCCCUGUUAUUUUAAGACAAUUAUAUAUAAUUUACAAAUUUAUGUAGAGAGAAUCGGUCAAGAAUUGAACACUUUUUUGCUUGAUUUGGGGAAAAGAUUUUUGAAUAUUUGGGAAGGCUCGGUUGCUGGGAAUUUUGGGGAGAAAGACCGGGAAUUGUCCUCUUCCAUGCGGCGACAGAAAAUCAAAACAAAUUGCUUGCGGCGCUGUUCAUUCUCCUUAAUUUUCGAUUUUUCCAUCUUCAAUUUCUUCAUCUAUUGAACAACGUUUUGGUUGUUGAUUCAUGAGUAAAUUUAUGCUGGUCCGAAAAUUUUUGGGAAGAAAUUUAUGAUGUUGACAUAACCAAAAAAGUUCCGAUCACUAAAAAAUGUUGACAUAAUAGUACACCAUACACAAAAUAUGCAUAGUUUAGUUUGCACGAAAAUAAUUAUUUUACAUUUUUUAUUUUUAAAGGGUGUUGCACUUUUGGCGAUUGGAGUUGUCUUCUCUGGGGUUCAACACCCCGACAAUCAACCGCUUAAACGAUUACAACCUUUUCUGUCAAGUGAACACGUACCUCUACGCGUUGCGUCCAUUUUUGGUCUGGGAUUGGCCUACGCUGGCAGUAGACGAAAGUCAACCAUUCAUCACAAUAAAAAAAGCGUUUUGGAACUGUUG
Meloidogyne enterolobii is the source of this 2694-nucleotide messenger RNA. Lineage: Eukaryota; Metazoa; Nematoda; Chromadorea; Rhabditida; Meloidogynidae. The record is from the annotation of a GenBank genome assembly.